Messenger RNA from Ananas comosus (pineapple), 4862 nucleotides. Its product is annotated as DNA ligase 6. The record is from RefSeq and is a predicted model, not a curated record. Gene Ontology annotation, molecular function: ATP binding; DNA ligase (ATP) activity; DNA binding. Lineage: Eukaryota; Viridiplantae; Streptophyta; Magnoliopsida; Poales; Bromeliaceae. Gene Ontology annotation, biological process: DNA recombination; lagging strand elongation; DNA repair.
AAGGUGACGUACGGUGUAAAGAAAAAUGGGUCCUUAACCGUCCUCGGAACGACACCUUCCCUCUCGGCGCUCGACGCUCGACGCUCGACGCUCCUUUCGACUCCUUUCACCCUUCAAAACCCUAGCUUUCCCCUCGCCAUGCCAUGGCCGCUCUUCCUCUUCCUACCCCGAAGGCCCUAACCCUAACCAUAACUACCUCCUCACUGUUCCUCUCCUCCCUUUCCUCCUUCUCCGCCAUCUCCCCUCAAACCCGUCCCCCGCUCUCCUUCGACCUCCUCUCUCAUGGGUCCCCUCUCCCCCCCAUUCCCUCCACCUUCCCCCGCCACAAGCUCAUCCCCAACUCUCGCUUCGUUGUCGACGGCUUCCGCUCCGCCGGCGACUUCUCCGUCUCGUACUUCCUCUCCCACUUCCACUCCGACCACUACGCCGGGCUAAACCCUAGUUGGUGCGAGGGGAUUAUCUUUUGUUCGGAGGUCACCGCCCGCUUACUCAAGGAAAUCCUCAGAGUCCCGCAUUUCUUCGUCGUCCCGCUCGCCCUAGGCGAGACGGUGGGCAUUGACGGGUGGGAUGUCACGCUGGUUGACGCCAACCACUGCCCCGGAGCCGUCCAAUUCCUCUUCAAGGGCCCUCGCGGGUGGGACGGGCAGCGGAAUGCGAAUCCAGCAAGGUACGUCCACACCGGGGACUUCCGUUUCUGUGAAUCGAUGAAAUCUGAUUCCAAUUUGCGUGAAUUUGUUGGUUCUGAUGCUGUCUUCUUGGAUACCACUUAUUGUAAUCCAAAAUUUGUGUUUCCGUCGCAAGAGGAAUCGGUGGAAUAUGUUGUGCGAACUAUUAGAAGGAUUAGGGAUCAGAACAAGGGAUCUUCGGAGUCCAUCCUCUUCUUGAUUGCCACUUAUGUUGUUGGGAAAGAGAAGAUUUUACUUGAGAUUUCGCGUCAAUGUGAUUGCUUAUUACAUGUGGAUAGCAGAAAGAUGGCUAUUUUGUCUGUCUUAGGUUUUGGUGAGACGGGGGUUUUUACAGAGGAUGCCUCAGCUAGCCAUAUUCAUGUAAUUGGUUGGAAUCUCUUGGGUGAGACUUGGCCUUACUUCCGGCCCAAUUUUGUGAAGAUGAAGGAGAUUAUGAUAGAGAGAGGAUACUCGAGGGUGGUGGGUUUUGUUUCGACUGGGUGGAUGUAUGAGACGAAAAGAGACGGUUUUGCGGUGCGGGUGAAGGAUUCACUUGAGAUUCAUCUUGUCCCCUAUAGUGAACAUUCAAACUAUGAUGAGUUGAGAGAGUAUGUGAGGUACUUGCGGCCGAAACGUGUCAUCCCCACAGUAGGAGUAGAUGUUGAGAAGUUUGAUGGAAAGUAUUCUAUUGCUUUGAGAAAGCAUUUUGCAGGAUUGGUAGAUGAAAUGGCAAACAAGCAUGAAUUUUUGGGGGCUUUUCAUCAGAAGUUGGGGGUUGCUACUCAGAGUGCUGAAAAUGAUGUUGCCUGCAGCUCAAACCAGCAAGCGGAGGAAGAAGCAAGAAAUUCAGCCCCCUUGGUAUCAGUAAGUUUGGGGAAAGAUUCUGAUUUGGAUGGCCUAAAUUGUCUGAAUGACAUGGAAGUGGAAGGAGCCAGAAAGGAGCUUCGUGAUUUUCUACCAUCAUGGGUCACUGAAGAGCAGGUUCUAGAUCUGCUAAAGUACUCAGAUGGAGAUAUUGUAAAAGCUGUUUCAGUGUUCUUUGAAUGUGAGAGAGAUCUUUAUGAGGAAGCAAGUUCUUGUUCUGUGUCAAUACCGAGCUCUCAGAAAAGCAUGCCCACCGACUUAGAUACUGUUGUUGCGAAGGUUACCGAAGAAGGACCUAAAUAUAGUCCAAAGAAAUCAUUGGUUCACGUUAUGAAGCCAGUGAACCGGAAUUCAACCAUAAGCAGUUCAAAUUUGCCGAAGAAACGAAGUUCUGGCAGUGGAAACAGGCCAAAAAAGAAAGGAAAGUCUGUUGUGACUGUAGAAUCCAGCGGAAGCAAGCAGUCCACGAUCACAAAAUUUUUUGGAAGAGUUGCACCUACUGUUUCUUGUAACGACAGUUCUGCUAAUAUUAAUGGUGAUCGACACCAGAACAUUGGGGACCGGCAGGGAAGUGAUACUGUUGAGAUGCACAUGCAGGAGGUAGAUCAAUUUCUUCAGAUAAUAGAUGGUGGUAUGGCUAGGGAAGCUGCACUCUCUUUGCUGGAGAAGGCAAAAGGAGAUAUUAAUCGAGCAGUUGAUAUGUACUACAGAAAUCAUAGUGAUGUAUGUAGUGGUGAGAGGAAUACUGUUCCUUGCAGUACAACUGUUGACAUUUACGCUAGUCCUAAUAAUUGUAAUGAAAAGUCUAGUAAUUCUAAAGCAAAGGCGACCUUUUCAAAUUUGUACAUAAAGGGGUGUUUAACAGGGGACACAGCCGUGGCGAAUGUAUCUUUACCAAUUGAAAAAUAUUUACCUGUUGAUCAUGCCUGCUGGAAGGCUGGACAGCCUGCUCCUUUCUUGCACUUGGCUCGCACUUUUGAUCUGGUGGAACAAGAGAAAGGAAAGAUCAAAACUAAUGCUAUGCUUUGUAAUAUGUUCAGAAGUUUGCUUGCAUUGUCGCCGGAUGAUGUGCUGCCUGCUGUUUAUCUAUGCACAAACAGAAUAGCUGCUGACCAUGAAAACAUGGAACUGAAUAUUGGUGGUGGUCUGGUUAUAACUGCUCUACAAGAAACAUUUGGGACAAACAGGGCUAGAAUAAAAGAAAUGUAUAAAACUUCUGGUGAUCUUGGUGAUGUUGCACAAGAGUGUCGUCAAAAUCAAUCAGUGCUUGCUCCUCCUCGUUCCCUUUCUAUUAGUCAUGUGAUUUCUGUGCUUCGCAGAAUAAGUUUAACAACAGGUAGUGGAAGUGCUGGCAGACGAAAAACUCUUGUCAUAGAUCUUAUGCGUUCUUGUAGAGAAAUGGAGCUGAAAUUUCUUGUUAGAGCAUUGGUUCGUAAUUUGCGUAUUGGGGCCACGAUGAGAACUAUUUUACCAGCACUUGCGCAUGCUGUGGUGCUGCACAGCUGCUCCCCAUCGGAACCUGUAUUUAUUUCAGAGGCCCUAAAAACACAGAUGCAGGGUAUUUCUGCAGAAGUUGCUCACGCCUACAACGUUCUUCCUAAUCUGGACCUACUUAUCCCUUCCCUUCUGAGUAAAGGCAUUACAUUUUCAGCUUCUACUUUAGCAAUGGUUCCAGGGACACCUAUUCCUCCUAUGCUUUCUCGGAUUACUAAUGGUUUUGUUGAGGUGUUAAAAUUAUUCCAGGGUAGGGCAUUUACCUGUGAGUACAAGUAUGAUGGCCAGCGUGCCCAAAUUCAUAGAUUACCUGAUGGAUCUAUACGAGUUUUUUCACGGCAAAUGAAAGAAUCGACAUCUCGCUUUCCUGAUUUGAUUAGUGUAAUUAGAGAGUCGUGCAACCCCACAGUUCAGACAUUUAUAGCGGAUGCUGAGGUUGUAGCAAUUGAUAGGAAUGGAAGCAAACUUAUGUCUUUCCAAGAGCUAUCUUCACGGGAGCGAGGAAGCAAAGACUCCUCAGUUUUAUUGCAUAACAUUAAGGUUGACAUUUGUGUAUUCAUAUUUGAUAUCAUGCUCUACAACGGAGAGAGCUUGGAACUAGCAAAGGAAACAACUGUGGAGGCUGAUGAAGCUUUUCCAGACAAUCAGGAUACAUUGCAUAAGAUCAGCACUUUCUUUGAAGAAGCAUGUAGCUCUUUUUGUGAAGGAAUAAUGGUUAAGACUUUAGAUUGUAAUGCAGGAUAUUUUGCUUCUAAACGUAGCGAGGCCUGGUUAAAGGUAAAGCGUGACUAUGUGGAAGGUUUCGGUGAUACCCUUGAUUUAGUUCCUAUAGGAGCGUGGCAUGGGAAUGGACGAAAGGCUGGGUGGUAUAGUCCAUUUCUUAUGGCAUGCUAUAACCCUGAGACUGAAGAGUUUCAAAGUGUGUGCCGUGUCAUGACUGGCUUCUCAGACUCUUUCUACAAAGAGAUGAAAGAGUAUUUUUCGGGUGAGAAGAUCUUGGCCAAGAAGCCACCUUAUUAUCAAACAGACGAAGUGCCAGAUUUCUGGUUUGCCUCUGAACUAGUCUGGGAAAUCCGUGGCGCUGACCUCACAGUAUCUCCGGUUCACCAUGCGGCUGUUGGUUUAGUUCAUCCAUCUCGAGGUAUCUCGGUGCGACUUCCGAGGUUUGUACGUUCUGUCCCAGACAGGAAGCCAGAAGAUUGCAGCUCGGCUGUUGAUAUUGUCAGCAUGUUUAAAUCUCAGACUAGAAAGAUGGAGGUGAACUAGGCCUCUCAGUUACGAGUUCCUGAUGAAUGGAUUCUCAACUAGUUGACCUGUCUUCCUCCUCCAAGGCCCUCGACUUGCUGCCAAAGGUCGGUAUUGAAAGAAGGCAGCAGGGUUAGACUUUCCUCUAGAGCGAAGCAUUUAUCUCGGAAUGCUCACACCCCUAUCAACUAUUGCACUAAACGAUAUAUAUCUAUGAUGUUGAUUAAGGGUCGAGGUAAGGAGUCGAGCUGAAUUAAAAUAAUUAAUGUACAGUAAUAGAGCGAUAGAGAGUUGAGCUGGAGUAUGCUUAUGUUAUAAACCACAUGCGUUAAGGACAAAAUAGCUACUAAAUUGAAGUACUAUAGUUCAAAGAUUUCUUAAAGUAGUUUCGAAUAUCCUAGUGCAUAAAAUUAUUUUGUCUGCUACUUUUGAGAUACAAAUCAUAUACGUUCUCACCCGAACAGCAUUAAUUCUGUUAUGUGCAGAUUUUCAAAACCUUCAAACCAUAUCUGUUCUUGCGGUGGUUUGUUGGGUUCUUCCACCUUACUACCAAGCACCAUAGAUACCAGUAAAAAAAUAAAGAAAAAAAAAAAA